This is a messenger RNA of Penicillium cataractarum, 2814 nucleotides long. Its product is annotated as Aim21 family protein. The coding region runs from base 1 to 2814 and encodes 937 amino acids. The transcript has 3 exons. NCBI's taxonomy places the organism in Eukaryota, Fungi, Ascomycota, Eurotiomycetes, Eurotiales, Aspergillaceae. The record is from RefSeq and is a predicted model, not a curated record.
AUGUCUACUCAAACAGUUCCGGUCAUCCCACCUCGACCGGCCCGAUCUCCGCAACCACCCGCCUCAAUAGACAUGCCGAAGAUCCCCCCACGCCCGUCCAACCGCCGCCUGGACCGCUCCGUCUCCCCAAUGCGAGACAGCUAUGCGCCAUCUCCAUUCAAUGAGUGGAGUGGACCAAGCAUGGUCCGUACCACGUCGAAUGAUCUCCCUCCGCGCCCGCCGAGCGUCACGAUACCGUCCCUAGGCGAAGAGGGCAUUGAGUAUGCCGAUCUGGACGUCGGAAGCAUGGCAGACAGCCGUCACCAGGCACCAGCAGAGAUGCGCAACGUUAACACUGACCUCAAAAUCCAUGCACCGCGCCCUUCUUUGCCUACUUCAAGUGCUAAGGCGAAAGUGCAGGCGGUCACUCGCACGGAUUCCCGGCAGGCUGCGGCCGCGGGACUAGGCCGUGAAAGCUCCAACUCUCCAGCUCUAGAUGAGCAAGAUCGUACUCGCCGCUUGUCAAACUCCCGGGCGAGUGGCUCGCGGGCCGAGUCCAAUGCCUCAUCUGACCGCCGACUCUCUGCACAUCUCGGAGAAGAGCAUGGCUUCCGAGUCCCCAUGUACCCGAAUGCCGGUGAUGUUCAGGCACCUUCUCCAAGCCCUUAUCUCGAGCAGGGCUCCCAGCGUCAAGGCCGCAACCAUCAUCGCAGCCGUAGUGCUCGGGAUUCCUCCUUGCCCCCGGGCAGUUAUGGUCUUCAUGGACACGGUGUUCAGCACUCCGAUAAGUUUGAGAAGGCCUGGUAUGAAAAGCACCCAGAUGAAUUCGCCAAGGAGGAGGGUCAGUAUGGCCCUGGUGUGGGUACUCCUCGACCGGAUUGGGCUCUCAGUAGCGAUGACCUGAACAAGAUCGUUCAUAGUCCCAGCCGUAGUGGCUCAGGAAUUGGUACAUCUCGUGCUGUCACAGGCACCCCAGAGGAAGAAGUGGGAUACCUCGCUUCGGAUGAAUACUUGCACCGUAUGGCCUCUCCGCCACCCGAUGCCCGCCAUGAGUCCCAGCCAGUUGCGGAAUCGCCGCUUCGACAGAUGAGUUUCCCGGCAUCCGAGAUUGAGCCCAAGGCGCCAGCCUCUCCAUUGCGCCAUAAACGGAGUAGCUCUCAUGGACACCGUGCGGAGGGCGACGUGAUUCACGUCGAUGACCCAAUGCAUCCUCUUCACCACCCAGAUGGAUUUGCUCCAACCCCGGUGCCCUAUGAGUCCACGCCUGAUGCACAGCAACCGCUCGAAUAUGAGGAGCCUAUUCUGGCUGCUGACGAAGUCCGCCCCGAGUCCGCCUAUCUGCACCCUGCAGUUUCACCCACAUUUGAGCACCGAGGAAGCUUUGACGAGGAGCGCAGCCGUCCCCCAAGUGUCUCGCAUAGUCGCUCUAACAGUCGAUCUGCAAGCGCUCAAGGUGCUCCCAUGCUCACUCGCUAUGAUUCUCGUGAGCUGCAUGAGGACAUGUCCACUCCCCUAGAGGACGUGGAGGAAUAUGAGCCUCUCUUCCCCGAGGAGGGUGAUUCCAAGAAGCCGCGCUCUCUUUCGGCUACCGAGCGGUUCAAGAAGCGUCCGGAUAUGCUCAAGCACAGAUUCCCAAGUCAAGAUAUCUGGGAGGAUACCCCAAACAGUCUGCAGCUUCACGCUACAGUGACAACCCCCGAUCUCCCCAAGCGAGACUCUUCGGAAAUCUUUGAGACCGCGGAGCAAGAGGCUGCUCGGAAAAACCAGACAUCCAAGGUUGAUUCCCAUCAGGUCGCGAGUCACAUCCUCCAAGGGGAGGGUGCACGUGAUAAGGUUAAGCUGCCUGCUCGACCCGAAACCAUCAAGCAACGGUUCCCCAGCCGUGAUAUCUGGGAGGAUGCUCCUGAUAGUCAGCAACUAGUAACGACGGUCGAGCCAGCUGCGGAUGAAGUUAAGAGCCCCGAAGUACCCUCGAAGCCCUCAAUUCCUCCGCGUCCGCAAAGGCAAGCGCAGGCAACGUCGCCCACCGACAAGCGUCAAGCACCUGUCAUCCCGGACCGUCCGAAGCCCCAGAUUCCAGCUCGACCCGCUAAGCCUGGCUCUCAGGCCUCAGCCGAGGGUGCUCCUGCCCCCAAAGCAAAGCCUGCGAUUCCCGCUCGCCCCGGUGGUAGUAAGAUUGCGGCUCUCAAAGCCGGAUUCCUCACAGAUCUGAACUCACGUCUCCAGCUGGGUCCACAACAACCUAAGCCCCAGGAGAAGGAGCCUGAACCACCGGCAGAGAAACAACCUCUUAGUGAUGCUCGUAAGGGAAGAGCCCGCGGUCCGGCCCGGCGAAAGCCUGCCGCUGAGAACGCCAACGCUAGACUACCCACAAUCCCAGAGAUCAAGAUCACUGAGACUUGGAAUGUGUGGUCGGUUGGCGAGGACGCGAGGACAUCAAGCCUUCUGUCCCCGCCACUGAGUCUUCCAUCCCGGCCGAGCCCCCCAAUGGCGCCUGAGCUGGCAAAGAAUACAGCUGGCGAAUCGGUUGAUCCCACUCCGCAAACUAAACCUGCGGCAGAGGUGGUCUCUCCCAGCACCGCUGCAGCUCCAGAAGCUGAAGUAGCCAAACCCGAAGUUUCCACAGAAGUCCCGGCUGCGAUCGAAACUUCUGCAGCGGCUACUGAGCUCACUUCUCAGCAAGAAGAGCCCGAGUCCGUUGCAGCAGGAGCUCAGCCCCUCGCUGACCAUGUCUCAACCUCGACCAAGGUGGAUGGAGCUCUCGAGGACAUGGCCGCAUCAGCCGACGGCAAGAAGUCCUCUGAUGGUGAAAUUCACCCCGCAGAGUCUUCUUAA